This is a messenger RNA of Erythranthe guttata (spotted monkey flower), 743 nucleotides long. RefSeq names its product small ribosomal subunit protein eS28x. Gene Ontology annotation, molecular function: structural constituent of ribosome. Gene Ontology annotation, cellular component: ribosome; cytosolic small ribosomal subunit. Gene Ontology annotation, biological process: translation; ribosomal small subunit assembly; maturation of SSU-rRNA. The record is from RefSeq and is a predicted model, not a curated record. NCBI's taxonomy places the organism in Eukaryota, Viridiplantae, Streptophyta, Magnoliopsida, Lamiales, Phrymaceae.
AGAUAAGAAAAAAAGAAUUUAACGUGGGUAAAAAUGUAAUUGUCCAUUGCUCCUUUAAAACGGCUCUCCCACUAGGACUAGGGUUUAUCGAACAAUUUCUUUUACGCCGUCGAUUCAUAUUUCUUUGUGUUGGUCAAGUGCAGGUUCUUCUUUCAUAAUCUAACCUCUCUGAAAUCUUUGUUAUACGAUAUAUUAACUGUAUUCCUUUCAGAACUCUCUUUAAUUCGUUUGCAGAAAAUGGAGUCGCAGAUAAAGCAUGCGAUAGUGGUGAAGGUAAUUGGAAGAACAGGUUCACGAGGUCAGGUGACUCAGGUGAGAGUGAAGUUUAUUGAUGAUCAGAACCGUUUCAUUAUGCGAAAUGUUAAGGGCCCUGUUAGGGAGGGUGAUGUCCUUACCCUGCUCGAGUCCGAAAGAGAGGCUCGGAGGUUGCGUUGAUUCUCAUUAUUAUUUUUCAUGGAUUAUUUUCUCAAUUGACAAUUCACAUUUUCUUCUAGUUAUAAAAUGAUUUCUAUUUUGGGGACCGGACUUAAAUGAUUCUAUUAAUCUUUUUUCUUGUACUAGUUGUCAAGAUUUAGGUUCUUAUAGACAAGAUAAGAUAUUUGAUGAUUAGCACGGGAAGUUUGAGAGUGAUGAUUAGUAUUGAUAAUGUAGCUUGAAAACUGGCUAUCUUUUUAUGGACUUUGUCUUUUGAUGGACUUGUUAUAUGGACUAGUUCCUUCAAUUGUUAUAUGGACUUUGUCUUU